CUUUAAAAUAAUAAAAUGGAUGUAGAAGAAGAUAUAGAAGAUUUAAAAGACGGCAUUUUAGAUGUAGAAGAAGAUGUAGAAGACUUAAAAGACGGCAUUUUAGAUGUACAAGAAGAUGUAGAAGAUUUAAAAGAUGGCAUUUUAGAUGUAGAAGAAGAUAUAGAAGAUGUAAAGGACAGAAAAGUGGAAGAAGCGAUAUUGAAUAGACGGAUGAAAUUAUUAGAGAAUCAGAAUAGAUGGAUUAUACCCGAAUGUCAAUGGUAUGACAUAAGUAGAGGAAUUCUGACCCCAGAUGAGAAUUUAAGAGAAAGACAGUUAGCAGCUUUAUUUAUUCAGGAUAUGGGUGAAGAAUUGAAAUAUACCCAAUUGUGCAUCAACACUGCGAUCGUAUACAUGCAUCGCUUCUACGUGUUCCACUCGUUCACUCAUUUUCAUCGUAAUGCAAUGGCUGCUGCUGCGCUGUUUCUAGCAGCCAAGGUGGAGGAGCAGCCACGGAAGUUGGAGCAUGUGAUCAGGGUGGCACAGAUUUGUCUGCACCGGGAGCUGCCCCCACUUGACACUAAAUCAGAGCACUACAUGGAGCAGGCGCAGGACUUAGUGAUCAAUGAGAAUGUCCUGCUGCAGACCUUGGGCUUUGAUGUGGCCAUCGACCACCCACACACCCAUGUUGUACGCUGUUGCCAUCUGGUUAAAGCCAGUAAAGAUCUUGCACAAACUUCUUACUUCAUGGCCUCCAACAGCUUACAUUUAACUACAAUGUGUCUCCAGUACAAGCCUACAGUUGUGGCCUGCUUCUGUAUACAUUUAGCAUGCAAAUGGUCCAACUGGGAGAUUCCACUGAGCAAUGAAAGCAAGAGCUGGUUCUGGUAUGUGGACAGAAGCGUUACUCAAGAACUUCUAGAACAGCUUACUGACGAGUUUCUUCGCAUUUUCGACAAGUGUCCUUCUCGUUUGAAGCGAAAAAUCUCAGCCAACCAGAACAUGACUGGAUACCACAUUGGAGUGAAUGAGCUGGCCCAGAAGAGAGCUUUGCCAGGUCCAGGAGCAGACCCACAGCACGCUAGUUUCCAGCAACCAGUUGCAUGCAACCGCAACGCAGCUGAAGACAACAGGAAGAAAGUGGCGGACAACAGCUUGCUGGCACCAAACUUCCGCCCUAUGCCUGUCCCUGAUUACAAGAAGCAGCCUGCUGUUCAUACGGGUUCCAGAGAGGCUGGAUACGGAGGAGCAUUCCACAUGAUGCCUAAUGCCACGCAGACAAGCAACAAUCACCAGUCCACGAAUGCACAGUUCCUUUACCCUCCGCAGAAUCCCUCAUUCCCCGUGCAGGGUCCGACUUCCACAGCUACAAACAAUAGACUACCCAGCCCAUCAAUGGCUAAACACAUGGUCAGACCAGAGGCCAUGUUUCCUCCACCAAAACGAAGCAACCAAGCCGCUUCUGCAACUGUGACUUCUAGACAGGUGAAACAAGAGAUGUCAUCUUCUAUUCAGCAGCCUCCGAAAGUCUCUCACUCUCAUGGGCAUCACUUGUCUCGAAAUGGUACAAACUACCCUCCAGAGACGAGUGUAUCUCAAACCAUAAAACUUGAAAAUAAGUAUGCAGUGCCAAUGGACAAACCUAUGUCUAUGUUGGUCAAUAGCCACAAAUCUCAGAAAACAUUUGACAACUCAAGAGGAAACCAGAUGAGUGGUAGUUGGGGCAGUACAACUGACGUCCCUAGUAGAAGUGGAGGCAGUGAUACCAGAUACAGUAAAACAGAAAUGAAAACCGAUGGACAUAAUACUACUUCAAGUUACCAUAUGCAAAUGGCACAUCCCAUUCCCAUCCAAUCUAUUGGACAGCAAUCACUGUCUCCUCACUUACCUCCUCCUCCUCCGCCACCACCACUUCCACCCCCACUCCCUCCACCACCACCUCCCCCACCACCCGCUAUUCCUCUACCUCCAACUAAACCUCCAUCUAUAUUUAGCCCGGACAAAAUGACUCCACCUCUUCCUACAUCUCCUCCAAAAGACAUAAAACCUACAAUUUUGAGUCCGUUACUUUUAUCGCCAAUCAAAUCCGGUCGCAAUCGAACUUGUAGUUCCAGCUCUGAACCUGAGCUCAUACCUGUGAUGCCUAAGGUGGAAGAAAUGCUAGGUUUCGAGAGCCUUGCCAAAGGGAAAACAGCAAUAAAACUUCCAGGGAAAGUAAAUGAUCAAGCGCAGCAACCCAAAGAAAAGCGAAAGGAUGUACCAGCAACUUCUGUAAGUAAGGACAUGAAGUCAUCGGAUAGCAACCACAGUUUCCAGUCCCUCGGCACUGUGGACAGUAAGGUAGCUGCAGAAGCUCAACCUCUGGAGAUGACUGAAGUGGCUAGUUCCAGCAAACGGGAGCACAAAAAGAAGAAAAAGCAUAAGGAACAUCGAGAACACAAAGAUAAAGAUAGGGAAAGGGAUAAAGAAAAAAAGAAGGAUAAACACAAGGAUAAACACCGUGAAAAGGAUAAAGACAAACACCGAGGAGAUCCUGCACCUAUUAAAAUAACCAUACCUAAAGAUAAAAUCAACAAAAUUAUGCAGGAGAAAUUUCAACCUCAUGCUCAACCUGCACCAGAACCCAGUGCAUGUUUGAAAAUAAAGAUCCCAAGGGAUAAAUUGUUAAAGCCGCAUGUGGAAGUAAAAACUCCAAGCAGCCUAAAAAUAAAAAUAAGCAAGGAUGCUAUAUCUUCACAUUCGUCUUCUAAAGUGUCUUCUAGUAGUUCAUCGAAGAAAAGAGAAAGAAGUUCUCACAGGGAUGACGAUGACAAGUAUAGUCACACGAGCAAACAUUCAAAGCAAUCCAAGACCAAUGGGGACUACAGGUCCAAUGAGUGAGUGUUCCUAUGCUGUUGGCUCUAUUGAGGGAGAUUUAUUCUUCAAUGGUGUCAAGAACGAAAUGAAGACUGUAAUUUAUAUUUAGUUAGAAAACUAGCUAAUUUUAAUUAAUUUAGUACAAUACAUAAAUUGAGCCAGUUGAGGUAUCAAACCGAUUCUUUAAUUUUAACAUGCAUUUGUAUUUCCUUGUGCUCUCUUUUUAAUCAAUAAAUUACAUUUGUUUCUAUUUUAAACUUUUAAAUUUAUUAACUGUUAUCAAGUCAUUUAAAUUUAUUAACUGUUAUCAAGUGAUUCAUUUUGACAUGACGUUUCUUAUAAUUAGUUUGGUCUGUGUUGUUUUAAUAUCCUUCAAAAUAACUACCGUAACUGAAAUUUUCUACUCAAUAUCACUGGAUGGUAUAGUGGUUAGAUUUUAACAUGCUGUUAAGGGCUCAUACAUUAGAUAUCGAACCAACCGUCCACUAAGUAAUAGAUAUAGGCUAAGAAUCUCAUUUCCUAGAUAAAUUUGUACAUUGUAUAUAAAACUAUAGGUAAUGAGUAAAUAGUAGAAAUACUUUUUACUUUGUAUAUAGUAUACAUACUAUAUAAAUGUUAAAUUGUAUAGUGUAACUGUACAAAUAUUUAUUUGGACUUUUUUACUUGUGUUGUACAACAGAAAACUAAAUUCAACCACUAGUAUUUUACAAAUGUAUAGAAUAUAAUUUGCAACUCAUUCCAUUCCAUGUUGGUAUAUCUUUUCAAUAAACAGUUACAGUGGAACGUUGAUUUUUGAACUGUGAGGUGCCAUUGAAUCUCGACAAACUCAUAUAACAAAAUUUUCAUAAGAGCGUUUAAAAAAUUAACAAAUUUGUAUGAUAACUUAAUAUUAGAAACAAAAGUAAAUAUUCUUAAUACAACAUAUUUGAUGUCCAGUAUUAAUAUACUGUAACAAAGAAAUAAAUUUGAAUUUUAUGUAAUAAGAAAAUCAUUACUUGUAUAGGUCACAUCCAUUGACCUUGACAGAUGUGUCACGACAGUGGCAAGGCAAGGCAUAGACUUAUCAGAUCCCUACUCGGUACGGACACAGGGACUCAGCUACAGUAUAAGACGAUGAAUUGUAAUGCUACUGUUUCUAUUUCUAAGAAUCUUGGUUUAUAAAUAUGUGUGAUGGUAAAAAAAUAUCAAAAUUUGAAUUAACAACUCAUUUUAACAUUAACAAUAUCGAAUUAAAAAUGUUCAGAUUAUCGACGUUCAACUGUACAUGAUUUAGUUGUCAAAAAUAUUCCUAUUACAUUUGGCUUGGCUCUUUUAAAUUUAUAUGAAUCGUUGUAGGAAAAACCUUUCGAAAAACUCUCUGUAUAAAAAACACAUUAUUCUUAUUUGGUAUAAAUCUUUUAGACAUUGUUUUGAAAAUAUAAAAAUAGCAAAUACCAACUGUAAAGAAGGAAAGAUACAAUAAAUACACAUACUAAAAAAAACCUAUUUUUAACUGCUAUAUAUGUUAAAAAUGUAUUGUAUAAGUUAAAAAAAGUCAAAGUCAUAUUUAUUUGACUCUGCUUGUGCAACAUAACCCCAAAUUCGACCAUUAGUAUUCUUGCUAGUGUAUGGAAUACCUGUUGAAUAUUAUUCAACUCCAUGCUGUUACCGCUUUUUAGAAAACAAGUAUAUGAUUUUUAUUGAAAAGAAUUCCUAAUCAAUUUGACUUGGCUCUGUUAUGUAUGACUCUUUGUAUGAAACCCCUUUCAGGUAUGGCUUUGAUUGAAUAUAAAAAUUGCCAAACUUAAACUUGUACUUAAGUUCAUGUACCAUGAACAAUUGCAAACACCAACUGUGAAGAAGGAAAAUGCAAUAACUUAUGUAUGCUAUCUCUCAAGAAGAGACUAUACCUUUUGUCUGAUAUAUUGACUGCUAAUCCUGUUUUACUUGUAUCUUUUACCGUGUUAUGGAUUAAGUGUAUUCUUGUUUGUGUUCAUUGUAACGUCUGUACUACAUUAAGUGAUUAGUUCCAAUCAAUAGAUGGUGGAAUAGAUGGUGGAAUCAAUAGGUGGGUGGUUUCUCUCAUUGAGAAAAUUUUAAGAGAAGGAUUUGAACAAGAAGUUUUCUUUCACUGUUUAAAAUUAAAUAUAAUGUGUCCAAAUUUCCUACCUCAUCAUUUGAAUGUCACUUGUUUUAUAAAAAGCUUUUUCACCUAUUUGAUCAAAUAAUACAUAUAAUUUUAAAAUGUCAUUGAUGUAGUAUCUAACUGAAUAUAGCAGUUAAACACACACGUUACGUAGGUUACUCGCAUGCCUUUAUUACAUCAUCUAUUGGUUGGAAAAAUCUGCAUAACCACAGUCUUACAGUGGUUAGUGAUCUUGUAUGUUUGGUUGUUUUGUACAACAUCACAACUUGAUUUGAAUUAAAUAUUGUAAGCAAAACAUGGUAUUGCAUAUAUAUAAAGCAUAAAAAGAAUAUAAAAAUUAUUGCAAUGCUUAUUGUUAAACUUAGUAAUAUGUGUACUUUUUUUAGUUUUUAUCACAAGUUUCUACAAUGAAAAAAGCCAUGAGCAUUGAAUGGUGUUGCGAUGUAAUUGCUACAUUUUAUGAAUAAGAAUUCAUAACUACUAUAUUAUUAUUCAUCAUUAAUGUAUUUUAUCGUAUCUAUUAUAUUUAUACUCUUAAAUACUAGUAUUGAAAACUUUGGGCCAAGUCAGACCUCCAUCUUUACAUUGUCAACUUGUUAUAUAUAAGUUUUGUCGUUCUUGGUUUAACUGCAGGUAACACUCAUAAGUGAGUGUUUCCAUGCAUAAUACCACCGUCUGAUUUUGGAAAAUAGUUAUAAAUAACUUAAAACUUCGUUUUUGUUACAAUGUUCUUUGUAUAAAAUAAAAGUGUUUUGUCAAAACACA
This is a messenger RNA of Homalodisca vitripennis (glassy-winged sharpshooter), 5725 nucleotides long. RefSeq names its product cyclin-T1 (gene CycT). The transcript has 12 exons. Gene Ontology annotation, biological process: regulation of transcription by RNA polymerase II; positive regulation of DNA-templated transcription, elongation. NCBI's taxonomy places the organism in Eukaryota, Metazoa, Arthropoda, Insecta, Hemiptera, Cicadellidae. Gene Ontology annotation, cellular component: nucleus; cyclin/CDK positive transcription elongation factor complex. Bases 16 to 2859 code for a protein of 947 amino acids. The record is from RefSeq and is a predicted model, not a curated record. Gene Ontology annotation, molecular function: cyclin-dependent protein serine/threonine kinase activator activity.